AAGGGUUUCCCACUCUGCCACUGUCAAUAGCAUCCCAUGUUUUCAUUAAGGUGGAGAUUAACCUAUGUCCAUAACCCUUUGCAGCCUCUUCCUGCUGUGUGUUUACUCCUGUGAUGGCUGUGCUGAGGUGGGAGGAUGUCCCACCACAGAUCUGGCGUACAGUGCGGGAGGGAUUUAUACAGCUCCUUGUGCGUGUUACCUCCUUGUCUCAGUGUUAAUCUCCUUUACUUGGCUGGCCCCAAGUUGAAAGGAGUGUGUGUGGAGGCAGCUAGGAAUGUAGGGGAGAUAAAACCUUCACCUUUUUUAGCUUACUUGUGAGAGGAAAUGAUGGAACCUGCCUCCUCUCUUCCCCUUGAUAAGAACAAGGCUUUUACUCCUCAGCUGGGACCAGGCAUUGGGUUGCACUUGCUCUUCAGCAGUUGUUCUUUUUGUCUUACCACUCUUCUGGCCUUCCUAUUUUCAGUUGAAAGGGGUACUAAACCUCUCUGACUGCCCAAGUCCUGCACUGUGCUUAAAGCUCUUCACUUCCUCACACGUCUGGUCUGUGACUCUAGCCUUGCAUUGUCUACAUCCAGUAACUUGUCACAUUGAGUGCACUGCCUUCUGCACUGGGGCUUGCCAAAAGCCUCGCAGCAUGGCAGCCGCACUGAAGCAGCUGGAUAGUUGUGCCUGUUGCUUCAGCUGCUCCGCUCUGCCAUUUGGAGACUGGUCUGAGCCCAGUGACCCAGAGGUCAUGCUCUUAGCUGACAGAUCUGUUCAUUUAUUCACAGUUUAGGCCACACAUGAUGAGCCACACCUCCCACAUGCUGUACCUGUAGACUUCUCAAAGUCUUUGGCUCAGAAUCCUACCAAAUUCCUCUUUGAAUGAUGUUUCCCAGGUCCCUGGUGACAGGCCCGACAGCUGGUGGUGCACCCGCCCAGCAUAACUUGCAGUAUGUCCUUCCUGCAAAGCUUCUGGUCUGCUUUAAAAAUGUCUUAUGAAGUGCAAGUCAGAUCCUACAAUCAUUUCUGGAGAGCUUUGCUGCAAUUAGGGAGUAGCAAAACCACAGUGCAGUAGGAUGAGGAUGUGAAGGUAUGGCUUCAGAUAGACUAGGGUGUGCCAGCACACUGCUGCAGUAUGCACAUGUACUGAGACCUUACUUGUACUUCUGGAAAGAAUUCAUUGCUUUGGAUCUCCAAACAGCGCUGUGCACUACGGUAUGAACGUGCUCUCGAGCUCUCCAGUGAUCAGGCACAUGGGGCAGGUGUAAGCCUCUAGAGGAGCCGGGAGGAGGUUGAAGUUAGAUUCACCUUCCAGACUUCUGAAGGCAUAAUUCUUUGAGCUGUACCAUUGCAGAGCUUCUGGAAAGCUUUCAGUGAGAGCUGAGUGGAACUCAUCGGUAACUCAGGAUCUGCACUGCAGGAGAGUACAACAGGAAUCCAGAUAAAUUGUUAAGCUUUGGUUUCCAAGCUCAGGUAAUGGAGAGUUACUGACUUGGUCACUUUGGAAUUUAUUAUUGGUGUUGUCGGGCAAAAAGUCCAUUUCUGGUAAAAAGAAAACUUUGUGUGGAGGUAGUACUGUGCUACUCUGCAUGUGUUUGACGAGUAGGUCUGGGAUUUCUGUUGGUACUCAUCAGGAAAAUUCAGAAGUGGGAAAUGCAUUAAGGAGGUCAGCUGAUAGUGUGCAGAUAGAGCUUAGGCUAUGGAAGACUUGGAUAGGUACUGAGUUACAGUGGAUUUCCUAAGAGUAUGGAACAAACCUCUGAAUAAUUAAAAGGACUGAUUAGCUGACUUGCUGGAUGUGCAGUUUGGAAUGGAAAAUUUUCCUCCUGCAAGCUACUUGCGCGCUCUCUGACAAAAAUGCUUUUUCUCAACUAUUCUCCAUGACUGAAAUCUCAGCAGUGGUGCCUGUGCACUCCUUGCUUUUUCUUCAUCUGCUCUGAUAUUUCAUUGACUUUGACUGCAGACACGGAACUUACUUUCCCAAUAUGUCUAUCUUGACCUUUCUGGCUAGUUUUCCUUCUACACGGGGCCAUAUGUUAGUUAUGUUUUAAUUGUCCUUGUAUACUUAUUUUUACUAUUUUCUGUUUAAGUUGCUGUCUUUGUUAUUUUAUUUUUAUAUUCAGUUGCACGUUUAUUUUACGUAAUAAUUUGGAGAUGAAAGUCCUUAACGUUUUUGUUUUUAUGUACUAUGCUUUCAGUGUUAUAACCAUACAAUUGUGACUACUCAUGGUGACAUAUGACUGCUAUGAAUAUUGAGCCUUUGCAGUGCAUUUUGGAGGUCACUACUACACAUUUGAUGUUUAGGAGGUUGACAGGUAUGGCUGUAGUGUCCCCAAGAUGAAAUGUCUGAAUCUGGGCAGUCCUCAGCAGCUGCCACACCGAGCACCACCGGAACCAAGUCCAACACUCCCACGUCAUCCGUGCCCUCUGCUGCUGUCACACCCCUGAAUGAGAGCAUCCAGCCCAUCAGUGAGUACAAUGGCACGACCAAGAGCAACAAGAGGACACGAGAAAAGCGGAACAGCCGGAACAUGGAAGUCCAGGUCACACAGGAGAUGAGGAAUGUCAGCAUAGGUAUGGGAAGCAGUGACGAGUGGUCCGAUGUUCAGGACAUCAUAGACUCUACUCCUGAGCUGGAUAUGUGUCAAGAUCCCCGCCUGGAACGCCCUGGUAACAGCCCAACCCAGGGGAUCGUGAACAAAGCGUUCGGCAUCAACACAGAUUCUCUCUAUCAUGAACUUUCCACGGCAGGAUCCGAGGUGAUUGGGGACGUUGAUGAAGGAGCUGAUCUGCUAGGGGAGUUCUCAGGAAUGGGCAAAGAAGUAGGCAAUCUGCUGUUGGAGAACUCACAGCUACUGGAGACCAAAAAUGCGUUGAACGUUGUGAAGAAUGAUUUGAUUGCCAAGGUGGACCAGUUGUCUGGAGAGCAAGAAGUGCUGAAGGGGGAGCUUGAGGCAACGAAGCAAGCCAAAGCCAAAAUGGAAACCAGAGUCAAGGAGCUGGAGGAAGAGCUGAAAAGAGUGAAAUCUGAAGCGAUUGUUGCCCGACGAGAACCUAAAGAAGAGGUGGAGGAUGUAAGCAGCUAUCUCUGUACAGAAUUGCAGUGCUCCUCCCCUCUGCAGGACAACAUUCCCAUAGCUCAGCGCCGACGCUUCACCCGCGUGGAAAUGGCCCGGGUUCUGAUGGAGCGCAAUCAAUACAAAGAGAGGUUGAUGGAGCUCCAGGAGGCUGUCAGGUGGACUGAGAUGAUCAGAGCUUCCCGUGAGCACCCAUCCGUCCAGGAGAAGAAGAAGUCCACCAUCUGGCAGUUCUUCAGCCGACUGUUCAGUUCCUCCUCAAGUCCCCCACCAGCAAAGAGGACCUACCCAUCCGUGAACAUCCACUACAAGUCUCCAACCACAGCAGGGUUCAGCCAGCGACGCAGUCACACCAUGUGCCAGAUCUCCUCAGGCAGCCGCACCCUGGAGUUCUUCCCUGAAGAUGACUGCACGUCCUCAGCACGCCGUGAGCAGAAGCGGGAGCAGUACCGCCAGGUCCGGGAGCACGUGCGGAACGAUGACGGGCGGCUGCAGGCCUGCGGCUGGAGUCUCCCUGCCAAGUACAAGCAGCUGAGCCCCAAUGGUGGUCAGGAAGAUACUCGCAUGAAAAAUGUCCCUGUGCCUGUGUAUUGUCGCCCACUUGUAGAGAAGGACCCAACCAUGAAGCUGUGGUGUGCAGCUGGAGUCAAUCUCAUGGGAUGGAGACCUUUGGAGCAGGAGUCUGGGAAUGGGCAGAAACUGGAUCCUGGACGGGAUCCUCUCACCUGUGAUCGGGAAGUGGAGGGUGAGAACAACAAAAGUAACCACACAUCUCCUGAAAAGAAAAAGGCAAAGGAGUUCCAUGAAAUGGAUGCCACAUCUAGUCGUGUCUGGAUCCUCACCAGCACGCUGUCAACAAGUAAAGUUGUAAUCAUCGAUGCCAAUCAGCCUGGCACAGUGGUGGACCAGUUCACUGUCUGCAAUGCUCAUGUGCUCUGCAUCUCUAGCAUCCCUGCGGCCAGUGAGAGUGAUUAUCCUCCAGGAGAGAUCUUUCUGGAGGGAGAUGUAAAUCCUGAAGAGUCGUCUGGAACAGAUGGUGUCUUGGCAGGAAUCACUCUGGUGGGCUGUGCAACCCGCUGCAAUGUGCCGCGAAGUAACUGCUCCUCGCGUGGUGACACACCUGUGCUGGACAAGGGACAGAGUGAAGUGGCCACUGUCUGCAAUGGGAAGAUCAACCAAUCUCAAUCUACAGAGGAGGCAACAGAAGCUACAGAGGUGCCAGAGAAUGGUACAAGUGAGACAGAGCCUGUUCAAGCCCGGCCUGGACCCCUCACAGAGCACGUGUUUACAGACCCAGUCCCUGUACAGGCAGCUCUUCGGCAGAACGGGGAGAAUGGGCAGCUGAAGACAGAGUCAAGCACAGCACUGCCAGAUCAGGAGCUGAAUGGGGAUGCUGCUGGAACAUGCACCAGUGCUGCCCCCACCAUGUGGCUGGGAGCGCAGAAUGGCUGGCUUUACGUGCACUCCGCUGUAUCUAACUGGAAGAAGUGUCUGCACUCAAUAAAGCUAAAGGACUCUGUGCUGAGUCUAGUGCAUGUGAAAGGAAGGGUCCUCGUUGCUCUGGCAGAUGGAACACUGGCCAUAUUCCACCGAGGAGAAGAUCGUCAGUGGGAUCUCAGUAAUUACCACCUGAUGGACCUUGGUCAUACUCACCAUUCUAUCCGCUGCAUGGCUGUUGUGUAUGACAGAGUCUGGUGUGGCUACAAGAACAAAAUCCAUGUUAUUCAACCUAAGACAAUGCAGAUUGAGAAAUCCUUUGAUGCCCACCCUCGGCGCGAGAGCCAGGUGCGGCAGCUGGCGUGGAUUGGAGAUGGAGUGUGGGUUUCCAUCCGCCUGGAUUCCACCCUGAGGCUUUACCAUGCCCACAGCCAUCAGCAUCUGCAGGACGUUGACAUCGAACCUUAUGUCAGCAAGAUGCUAGGUACUGGAAAACUGGGCUUCUCGUUUGUACGGAUUACAGCCCUGCUCAUCGCUGGCAAUCGUCUCUGGGUGGGAACAGGGAAUGGUGUUGUCAUCUCCAUUCCACUGACUGAGACUGUAGUCCUCCACCGAGGCCAACUCCUUGGGCUCCGGGCCAACAAGACCUCACCCACCUCUGGAGAGGGCAGCCGCUCUGGUGGGGUCAUCCAUGUGUACGGUGAUGACAACAGCGACAAAUCUGCCAGCAGUUUUAUUCCCUACUGCUCCAUGGCUCAAGCACAGCUCUGCUUCCAUGGUCACCGCGAUGCUGUCAAGUUCUUUGUCUCUGUGCCUGGCAAUGUCCUAGCAACCUUGAAUGGGAGCGUGUUGGACAGCCCCUCAGAGAACCCCAGCACAGCAGCCACAGAGACUGAGGGGCAGAAGCUGAAGAAUGUCCUGGUGCUGAGUGGAGGAGAAGGGUACAUUGAUUUCCGGAUCGGGGAUGGAGAAGAUGAUGAGACAGAAGAGAAUGCAGGAGAUGCCACCCAGGUGAAGCCAGUACUUUCUAAGGCAGAAAGGAGCCACAUUAUCGUGUGGCAGGUAUCCUAUAUCCCAGAGUGAGAAUUUCUCCGUUCCUACCAAUGUAAUUGUCCCUGUUCCCACCUGAAUGCCACGAUGUACAUACAGAACACCUGCAUUAUACCUACUGCUGGAAACCGACCCCAGACAACUGCAGCGGCUCCUGCCUCGGACUGUGACCCCCUUGUAACCUCUGAACUUGCAGCUUUCAUCUUGGGCCCAUGAGCUUUCAGCGUGGUUGGAUUAUUGUUCUGCUCUGGAGCUGGUGUCUACAAGGAGAGAAAUGGCAGCGCAUGGAUAAAGUGAAGCUUGGAGCCAGAGCUGUGCUAAAGCUUUGCCUGGGGCCGGGGAGCUGGGCGGGUGGUGGGUCUGGUUCUCCAGCAGGUUGCCUUGCUCCCACCUGCAUGAGAAGUAGUACGGCACCCCGGCGUUCCCCGCCAAAGCAGUGAUGGAGAAUCACAACUCCUAUGGCACCCCAGAAGAAAUCCUUCGUAAUUCCACAGUGGACUUUCCACCUUAUCCACUAUGCACAGAGUACACCUGAGCACAGAAUAGUAUCCCACAGACUGACAGCAGCCAGGUCCAAGGAGCCUUCAAUAGAAAGGAGUGUCGAGGUUUGGGAAGCACUUCUGCUGUUUGGCUGGAGAAGGUGGCAGGGCCAUUAGUGCGGGGAACACAUCCUCCAGGCUUGCAGAUGGAAAGUCUCCCUCCUUUUCUGCUGCUGUUACCGUAGCAGUGGUGUGCUGGGCGACUGCAUGUGUCCAGAGAGGAUUGUUUGGUAGCCUCAGGUGGGCGACUGGUGUUUGACUGGGGAGGCCAUGGGGACUUUGGAAACUACGGUAACAAAGAGGUACUGGAACCUUGUUAUUUAAAAGGGGGAAAAGGAAGCAAUAUUUUAACUCCCUCUUCCAAAAAACGCCAAGCAGAAAAGAAUUCUGAAGUUCAUUCUUUUUGUGAGCCUGAAAGCUUUAGGAGAAAGCUAUCUCUGCAUAGCAAUUGUUGGCUUUUAAAAUACAGGCGACGGCAGAUAACGUUGGUGUGCUGUGGAUUCUGCAUUAACACGCUGAGAGUUGGUCCCAACCUGGGAAGGGCUGGCAUCCUGCUGGAAGGAGGUGGCUGUUUUCCUUCAUACAGUGGCUGUCAGCUUAGGAAAGUCUGUGUAGGUGCAGUCAAGGUGUACAGGCUGUCUCUUGCCUGAGGUCACACAGAUAAGGGAACUGAGGCCAGAUCUCCCAGCUCCUUUUACCUAAUGUCACAAGCAGUGGCUGACUUGAUUAGUAAGUAGUUUGAAAAGCUGGACCUUUGUGACUCCUGAAAAGAGUGACAGCCUCUCAGAGAAAUUCUGACUGCGCUCCUUGUGCAAGCUGUGUGUCCUGCUUAUAGGAGAAGCAGCACAAAGUGCAGCCAGGGAGAGCAGUUUUAAGCUCCGUAUUCAAAGCAUGGCAGCUCUAGAUGUAGAGGCAGUGGUUUGUGUUUCCUUUCUGACAGUCGCAACAGUCCUUCCUCUACAAAGGCAAGUUGUUAGCAAUGAAUUUAGAAGAUCCUGGUGGCUGUCUCGUUGGUUUCCUGAGCUGUGCAGCACUCCAGGUCUCCCAGGGAUGUCCACCUCCAUCUCUGGGGAAUGUGACCUCUGCUUGUUGGUGUGGUCUGCAGCUGUUCGUGUGCUGCAGGCACACAGCGUUCCCUGGGGAAGCUUUAACAUCUGUCCUCGUUCAGCAGCACUGAAAUGCUUUUUGGAUCCACAGCUCAGAAAAGGCUGGGGCACACGGUUCCCAUCCAGGGAGGCAGGAGGAUGCACCCAGAGAGCAGAGGCCUCAGCCACCAGAGUACGGGGCCACAGCGCUGCCUGCACGGCCUGUGAGCAGCUGGUGACGUGCAGGCCCACACCGCUCCAUGCAGAGGUAGGGAACACCCAGACUGUAUCCUUAAGCCAGCAGCGUGCCAGGAGCUGUGGUUUGCAGAAUCAGCCAAAUGCAAAGAGCCACUCAACAUAGAGGGGAACAUUUGAGAGGAAACCUCUCCCUGGGGCAGUGCUGACCGUGCCGCACUGCUGGUUCACUUGCCCAGAAAGCUUUCUGCUAGAACAAGCUCUUUGGGUCACAGCACAGGGUGCAAUAAUACAUAUUUAGACAGCAGAUUCCACAGACAUCUAACAGUUACGUAGAGCCAGGAAAAUGUCAUCAUUUGGUCUCAUUUAAUGGCAAAUCCAAUUCUUUAGGUCUGUCGAGCCUUCAGCAUAAAAAUACAGAAUUGCAACGUUCUUACCUCUUACAGUUUGUUCUCGAUCUGGUUUUAGCAGCAAAAGUGACAAUAUUCAGUCUUCUGUCACCCCCUGGUCCACGGCAACAUAAGGAAACCAUUCUCGGGCCUCUGCCAACAGGUUCCUUCCCAGUUUGGUGCCUGGUUUCCUCCAAGAGAAGCACACGUGUCAGAGGGGUGGCUCCAGCUAAGCAGAGCCUGCCCCUGCUGUCAGCUCCUGUCGGGAUGUGGUGGCUGCUGGGCAGCAAGGUGAGAACUGACUGGCUUCAACACACUUCCCUGUCAUAUCUCCACUGUGAUGUAUGUAAAGUAUCUUGUAUGUUACAAAAGGAUUUUAAAAAGUGUCUUAAGGCCUGUAAACUCCGCUGUUUGGUCUGAAGAUGGCAUUCUGUAAAGAGACCGCUGUAUGAAUACGUUCCCAUGCUUUUUUCCCUAUGCUAUCAAACAACAAACCAUAUCUGUUCUGUAUGUAAUAAAUGUGUUAACAUCAGCAA
This is a messenger RNA of Numida meleagris (helmeted guineafowl), 8290 nucleotides long. It is a transcript of the gene MAPK8IP3, whose product is annotated as mitogen-activated protein kinase 8 interacting protein 3. Gene Ontology annotation, molecular function: JUN kinase binding; kinesin binding; MAP kinase scaffold activity. Lineage: Eukaryota; Metazoa; Chordata; Aves; Galliformes; Numididae. Gene Ontology annotation, biological process: vesicle-mediated transport. Bases 2325 to 5579 code for a protein of 1084 amino acids. The record is from RefSeq and is a predicted model, not a curated record. Gene Ontology annotation, cellular component: cytoplasm. The transcript has 27 exons.